This is a messenger RNA of Cajanus cajan (pigeon pea), 1969 nucleotides long. RefSeq names its product ethylene receptor. Gene Ontology annotation, biological process: phosphorylation; signal transduction. NCBI's taxonomy places the organism in Eukaryota, Viridiplantae, Streptophyta, Magnoliopsida, Fabales, Fabaceae. The record is from RefSeq and is a predicted model, not a curated record. Gene Ontology annotation, molecular function: phosphorelay sensor kinase activity; ethylene binding; ethylene receptor activity. Gene Ontology annotation, cellular component: endoplasmic reticulum.
GAAUUGGAAUUUGCUCUUAUAAAGAUUUCGUGAGAUAGCAGAGAGUGAAAGCUUUGCAGGAUUGAAGGAUAAUACUAGUAUCUUAUUGAUCUUUGAGUUAUGUGAAGAAGAAUCGGUAAAGGUGACAUGGAAUCUUGCAAUUGUGUUGAACCAUUACAAUUAGGUGAUGAAAUGUUCAUGAAAUACCAAUAUAUCUCAAACUUCUUCAUCGCCAUUGCUUAUUUUUCGAUCCCUUUGGAACUUAUAUACUUCGUUAAGAAAUCAAUAAUAUUUCCAUAUAAAUGGGUCCUUAUCCAAUUUGGUGCUUUCAUAAUUUGUUGUGGGGCAACACACUUAAUCAAUUUAUGGACUUGUAGAACACAUUCCAAAACUUUGGCAAUGAUAAUGACUGCAACUAAGAUUUUAACUAGUGUGGUAUCUUGUGCAACUGCCCUUAUGCUUGUACACAUUAUUCCGGAUUUAUUGUCUGCUAAGACAAUAGAAUUAACUUUGAAGAAAAUGGUGAAGGAGCUUGACACAGAAAUGAGUGUAAUUCGUACACAAGAAGAAAUUGGUCGACAUGUUAGCAUGCUAGCUAACGAGAUUAGAAGCACUCUUGAUAGACACACAAUAUUGAAAACAACCCUUGUUGAAUUGAGUAGAACUUUGGCACUAGAGGAAUGUGCUAUAUGGAUGCCAACUCACACAGGUUUAGAGUUGCAACUCUCUUAUACAUUGCCACCACAAAGUCCAAUCGGAUAUACCGUACCCAUUCACCUUCCUGAGUUUAAACAAAUAUUUGGUAGCAAUAAAGCAAUAAAAAUUUCACCAAAAUGUCCUGUGGUUACAUUACUGCCUCAUGUUAAACAGUACAUGCCUGGAGAGGUGAUUGCUAUUAGUGUACCCCUUCUUCAUCUCUCUAAUUUUCAAAAACACCAUUGGUCAGAUAUUUCAACCAAGAGUUAUGCUUUGAUGGUUUUAAUGUUACCAUCAAAUAGUGCUAGACAAUGGCAUGCACAUGAGUUAGACCUAAUUGAGGUAGUCACUGAUCAGAUGGCGGUUGCUCUUUCACAUGCUACAAUUUUAGAAGUGUCAACAACGGCUAGAGAAAUACUCAUUGAGCAAAAUGCCGCACUUGAAUUGGCAAGAGAAGAAGUAGAAACUACAAAUCGUGACUAUAAAGAUCUUUGGACAACUAUUAAUCACGAGAUUAGAACUCCUUUACAUGCAAUUAUUACACUUUCUUCAUUAUUACUAGAAACAAAACUUACAGUUGAACAACGUUUAAUGAUAGAGAUGAUAUUGAAAAAAAGUAAUUUGUUGAUUACUCUCAUUAAUGAUAGUUUUGAUCUUUCACGACUUGAAGAGGGUAGUCUUCAACUUGAAACAACAACAUUUAACCUUCAUUUUGUGUUCAAAGAGAUCUAUAACUUGAUAAAGCAUGUUGCAUUUGUCAAAAAAUUGUCUCUUACUUUAAAUCUAGCUUCCAAUUUACCAACAUAUGUCAUUGGGGAUGAGAAAUGUCUCAUGCAAACUAUUUUAAAUAUUGUUGGCAAUGCUGUGAAGUUUUCAAUUGAGGGUGAAAUUUGUAUCCUUGCAUUUGUUGCAAACCUCGAGUCAUUCAUGGAUGAUAGGAUUGAAAAUUUUCAUCCAAAGAUUAGUGAUAAACACUUUUACUUACAAGUUCAGGUGAAAGAUUCAGGGUUGGGAAUUAAUUCACAAAAUAUUCCAAGGUUAUUCUGUAACUUUGCACAAAGUCAAUCAUUAGUAACAGGAAGUUCUAAUAAAAGUGUACUUGGCCUUACAAUUUGUAAGAGGUUUGUAAAUUUGAUGGGAGGGCAUAUUUGGAUUGAAAGUGAAGGUAUUAAUAAAGGAAGUAUUGUUACUUUCAUUGUAAAGCUUGGAAUCGCAAAUUGAACAAAUGAAUUUGAAAUACCAUUGUGACUUGAAGAGGUUCCUAGCAAUUUUGGAUCAAAAACCUUUUGCAAGG